Molecule: messenger RNA, 3944 nt
Organism: Ictalurus punctatus (channel catfish)
Lineage: Eukaryota; Metazoa; Chordata; Actinopteri; Siluriformes; Ictaluridae
Gene: tnpo3
Product: transportin 3
Exons: 23
Coding region: 126-2900 (924 amino acids)
Biological process (GO): protein import into nucleus
Cellular component (GO): nuclear membrane; cytoplasm
Molecular function (GO): small GTPase binding
Source: RefSeq, a predicted model, not a curated record
GGAUGAGUUUGUGGAACACACGGGUUUUCUCUGCGUCUGUUUGAGAUGGCGCUCAAUCUGUAAGGAGAACGAGGCCUGUAUUGUUAUUUCUACUGAUAAAGAUAGUUUAGGCAGACACCGCGGAGAUGAUGGAAGGUGGGAAACCCUCCCUGGCUCUUGUUUAUCAGGCUGUACAGGCGCUGUAUCACGACCCGAAUCCGACUGGGAAGGAGCGAGCUUCGGUGUGGCUCGGGGAGCUGCAGAGAUCGAUGUAUGCCUGGGAGAUCUCGGAUCAGCUCUUACAGAUGAAGCAGGACGUCGAGUCGUGUUACUUUGCAGCGCAAACCAUGAAAAUGAAAAUUCAGACAUCCUUCUAUGAGCUUCCCCAGGAGACACACCUUGCCCUGCGUGACUCUCUGCUCUCCCACAUUCAGAACCUCAGAGACCUCUCGCCCAUCAUCAUCACACAGCUCGCCCUGGCAAUUGCUGAUCUUGCACUGCAGAUGGCGUCAUGGAAAGGCUGUGUUCACACCCUCAUAGAAAAGUACAGUAAUGAUGUGACUUCAAUGCCUUUUCUGAUUGAAAUCCUCACAGUGCUGCCGGAGGAAGUUCACAGCCGGUCUCUGAGGAUAGGUGCUAACCGGCGGACGGAGAUCAUAGAGGACCUCGCUUACUAUUCCACCACUGUGGUCACUCUGCUGAUGACAUGCCUGGAGAAGUCUGGGAGUGACGAGAAGAUGCUUAUUAAAGUGUUCCGCUGCUUAGGCAGUUGGUUUAACCUGGGUGUGCUGGACAGCAACUUCAUGGCAACUAAUCAGCUGUUGGUGGUUCUAUUCCAAGUGCUACAAAGGGACGAAUCCCCCACUAACUUGCACGAAGCCGCGUCCGACUGCGUUUGUUCGGCCCUGUACGCCAUCGAGAACGUAGACACGCACGUGGCUCUCGCCAUGCAGCUGUUCCAGGGCGUUCUGACACUAGAAACGGCUUACCACAUGGCCGUGGCCCGAGAGGACCUUGAUAAGGUGCUGAAUUACUGCCGGAUUUUCACUGAGCUGUGCGAGACAUUCAUGGAAAUCACUGUCAGGAGCCCGGGACACGGCAUGGGUGAUUUGCGCACCUUGGAGCUGCUGCUCAUUUGCGCUGGACAUCCUCAGUAUGAGGUGGUGGAAAUCUCCUUCAACUUCUGGUACCGACUCGGGGAGCACCUAUACAAGACGAACGAUCCAGCACUGCACGGUGUCUUCAAGCCCUAUAUCCAGAGACUACUGCACAGCCUGGCACGUCACUGCCAGCUGGAUCCAGACCAUGAAGGAAUCCCCGAAGACACGGAUGACUUUGGAGAGUUCAGGCUGAGGGUUUCAGAUCUCGUCAAGGAUGUUAUUUUCCUUGUCGGCUCAAUGGAGUGUUUCUCACAGCUGUACUCUACUCUGAAAGAAGGAAACCCACCCUGGGAAGUGACCGAGGCUGUGCUGUUCUUAAUGGCUUCUAUUGCCAAGAGUGUGGACCCGGAGAACAACCCCACUCUGACAGAAGUGCUGGAACAGGUGGUGCUCCUUCCUCAGACGGUGCACAUCGCUGUGCGCUACACCAGCAUCGAGUUGGUGGGAGAGAUGAGUGAGGUGAUGGACCGCAACCCUCGCUUCUUAGAUCCUGUGCUAGACUACCUAAUGAAGGGGCUGCGGGAGAAGCCGUUGGCCUCGGUGGCAGCAAAGGCCAUUCACAACAUGUGCUCGGUGUGCCGGGAACACAUGGCCCAGCACUUCCAAGGCCUGCUACACAUCGCACGCUCGCUGGACUCCUUCGCUCUGAACACAGAUGCUGCCAUUGGCCUGCUCAAAGGCACAGCGCUGGUGCUGGCACGGCUUCCGCUGGAGAAGAUAGCAGAGUGUCUGAGUGAUUUGUGCUCUGUUCAGGUCAUGGCCCUGAAGAAGCUGCUGUCUCAGGAGUCCAGUAAUGGAAAAUCAUCAGACCCUACAGUAUGGCUAGAUAGACUGGCAGUAAUCUUCAGACACACAAAUCCUUUUGUAGAGAAUGGACAAAUGCACCCUUGUCAAAAAGUCAUCCAGGAGAUCUGGCCAGUGUUGUCAGAAACGUUAAACGCACACCAGGCAGAUAACCGCAUUGUGGAGCGCUGCUGCCGCUGCCUGAGGUUCGCCGUGCGCUGCGUGGGCAAAGGCUCGGCUGCGCUGCUACAGCCCCUCGUCACACAGAUGGUGAGUGUGUACCAGGUGUACCCACACUCAUGCUUCCUGUACUUGGGCAGCAUCCUGGUGGAUGAGUAUGGCAUGGAGGAGGGCUGUAGACAAGGCCUGCUGGACAUGCUACAGGCUCUCUGCAUGCCCACGUUUCAGUUGCUGGAGCAGCCCAACGGCCUCCGCAACCACCCCGACACCGUCGACGAUCUGUUCAGACUCGCUACGAGGUUUAUCCAGCGCAGCCCCGUCACAUUGCUAAGCAGCAGUAUCAUUGUCCACAUCAUCCAGUGCGCCAUCGCGGCCACGACGCUGGACCACCGAGACGCCAACUGCAGUGUCAUGAAGUUUGUCAGAGACCUCAUUCACACGGGGGUCUCCAACGACCACGAGGACGACUUUGAGGUGCGGAAACGUCUGAUCGCUCAGGCCAUGCAGCAGCACGGGCAACAGCUAGUAACACAGCUGAUACACACCUGCUGUUUCUGCCUGCCUUCAUACACACUGCCUGACGUGGCUGAAGUGCUCUGGGAGAUCAUGGUGUUUGACCGACCGGUAUUUUGCCGCUGGUUAGAGGUGGCACUAAAAGGCCUUCCCAAGGAGAUGUCCGGAGGAGCUGUAACAGUCACUCACAAGCAGCUAACAGACUUCCACAAACAGAUCACGAGUGCGGAGGAGUGUAAGCAGGUGUGCUGGGCAGUGAGGGAGUUCACCAGGCUUUACCGAUAGCUGGGUACACAAGCCUGUGCUUCAGAGACAGGUCAAAUCUUGCGUUUGUAAACAUCAAAAUGACGACAGAGAGGCUCUAAAUUGGCUGCUUGUUGAAAAAUUAAAGAGAUUCUUGGGACUAAGCACCACGGAGAGCCAGUGCGACACAGUGCAGCUUCGGAGUGAAAGGAAAUGCUUUCAGGGAGCGAAAAAAAAGUCCAUUCCCUUCCUUUGCUCGCUUGCUAAGCACACUGCUGCUAUAGCUACAACAAGUAAUCUUGUUAAAGAGCGCAAGAAAGUGUACACCCAUAUUCAGCCAAAACAAAACAAAAAAAUAAUAAAACAAGAAUGUGCCUGGUUGCAACUCAUAACGCAUUGUAGAAAAAAAAAAUAGACUUUAGACAUUUUUUAAACAGAAAUGGAGAGAUUUAUUUUCAUGGACGUGUCUUUAUGAAUCAGCUUGUUUGCUGUCACACUAUCAUAAAAUGAAAAAUGUGGAUACUCGCGGACAUAUGUCGGUGGAAGGGGAAUACUGGGAGAUUCGAACGAUCUUUUUAACAUUGGCGGACUUUUACCAUCGUGAAUGAGUGACCGAUUGGAUUAACAGAAAUAUAUACGUUUUGUUCUUCCACACUUUUUGGGCAUAGCGAGAAGCACAACCCAUCGGCAAUGUGUAGCCAUCUCAUGAACAAUAAAAUCAAAUUGGCCGUGAGGAAAGACCUUGUAUGAGAAUCAUUUCAACCUCCGUACGGAAUUCUACCCCUUUAGCGUUUCUCUCCUUUUCUCCCUGUCCGAACCUGUUUGACCCGAUUUAAUUUUAACAGAGCAGCUUGUUCAGGCGCGUAUACCUGCGCACGACGUCUGCUGACCACUCACGACAAGUGUUUCCCUCCGAAUGGGUAUCCGAGUUCUGUCCCAGAUCUGUCAGCAGUACAAGCCUCCUCCAUAGUUGUCUCCGCUGGUGUAAUUUCUGAAACAAUGGCCAUUAUUCAGGUGUGGUAAGUUUACAUUCAUGUAAUGUGCACUCGACAAUAAGGAGAAAUUAAAGCUCUAUCAGGAGAGUCA